Molecule: messenger RNA, 804 nt
Organism: Hevea brasiliensis (rubber tree)
Lineage: Eukaryota; Viridiplantae; Streptophyta; Magnoliopsida; Malpighiales; Euphorbiaceae
Product: nascent polypeptide-associated complex subunit beta
Exons: 6
Coding region: 11-652 (213 amino acids)
Cellular component (GO): cytosol; nascent polypeptide-associated complex
Source: RefSeq, a predicted model, not a curated record
CAUCGUUUGGAUGUACAGGGACAAACAAGCCCUAAAUCACAUAUGUCUUGCACUAAUCCCGAUAUCCAGCCGCCUACCUUCCCCUUCUUCUCUGCUCUUCCCUUUUAUCUUCUCUCAGCCUCCUUCGAACGCAGACGACUGCCUUGUCUCAGUUACAUGCUCUGAGAUGAAUAGGGAGAAACUUAUGAAGAUGGCUGGUGCCGUUCGCACGGGUGGGAAGGGCAGCAUGAGAAGAAAGAAGAAGGCUGUACACAAGACAACCACCACAGAUGAUAAAAGGCUUCAGAGCACACUGAAGAGAAUAGGAGUGAAUGCUAUUCCUGCAAUUGAGGAAGUCAACAUAUUCAAGGAUGACAUUGUUAUCCAGUUUGUAAACCCCAAAGUUCAAGCAUCCAUUGCUGCCAAUACAUGGGUUGUCAGUGGCUCUCCACAGACUAAGAAAUUGCAAGAUAUUCUCCCUCAAGUUCUAAGCCAUUUGGGUCCUGAUAAUUUGGACAACCUGAAGAAGUUGGCUGAGGAGAUCCAGAAGCGGGCACCGGGUGCUGGAGCUACAGCAACUGCAGCACAAGAGGAUGAUGAUGAUCAGGUCCCAGAUCUUGUGGCUGGGGAGACAUUUGAAGCUGCUGCAGAGGAGGGCAAUGCUGCUGCUUAGUAAAGAUAGAGAGGGAUUUUGUGCUAUUUUAUACACUUCAUAUGUUUUUCAAGUUCUUGCUUUUGUAGUUAUAACUUGAUCCUUUAUCUUAAUCUUUUAGAAACACUGGAUGGUUGCUUGAUGUUUUUAUCCAACGUUUACUUUUUGAGCAA